Messenger RNA from Acanthamoeba castellanii str. Neff, 1449 nucleotides. RefSeq names its product transporter, major facilitator subfamily protein. Lineage: Eukaryota; Discosea; Longamoebia; Acanthamoebidae. Gene Ontology annotation, biological process: transmembrane transport. The transcript has 10 exons. The record is from RefSeq and is a predicted model, not a curated record. The coding region runs from base 1 to 1449 and encodes 482 amino acids. Gene Ontology annotation, molecular function: transmembrane transporter activity.
AUGGAGAAGGGUCCCAUCAACAGCUACACCGAAGAUGACUUCACGACGCCGCUCGUCACCCGCGAUGGCUUCGAGGAGCAGCGACGACGGCGAUACAUCAUCAUCGCCCGACGCGCCGUGGCUCUCAUAUGCGCCAUGAUCAUCGGCCUGCAGUCCGGCACCACGAACGCGUUCAACACGAUCGCCAGCCACAUCCAGAACGACACCGGGCUGGGCGACAACCUGAUGACCCUCCUCUCGUCGCUGGGCAUCAUCGGCCUCUUCUUCACCUUCCCGGCGGGCUACGUCAACGACCGCUUCGGGGCCAUGUGGACGGGCCUCAUCGGCGCCGUGCUCACGUCGGCCGGCUACGCCGGCAUGUCCUUCACCGACAAGGAGUCCUACGCGGCCAUGCUCAUCUGCCUCAUGCUGGUCGGCUUCGGCAGCGGCACCAGCUUCCUCGCCGCCCUCUCCACGGGCCUCAAGACCAUCCCUGGCUACCCCGGGUUGGGCAUUGCCAUGGUCGGUGCCUGCAUGAGUCUGUCGCUCGCAUUGACCAAUGGAAUCGUUGAAUUCUACAAGAACGUGUUCGAUUGUUCGGCGGACAGCUGUUGGCCGUACUACCUGCGCUCGCUGGCCGUGUCGACCGCCAUCUUCCUGUUCGUCCCCAGCUUCGGCCUCAGCCUGCUCCCGCCCGACGAGCCGGCCCCCGCGCCAAUUCAAGAGGAGGAGUUUGGUGUCAGCGAGGACACCCUGCCGCCGGUGAGCAGCAGCAGCAAGGCCGACCUGAUCCACCAGGACCUGAUCGACGGCCGCCACAACACGCCCGUGUCGCUCUUCUACUCGCUCCACACCAUGCGAAACAUCUUCUUCUGGUUCCUCAUCCUCGGCAACUUUGCCGGCAUCUCCUCGGCCGUGUUCAUCAUCACCUCCAACAAAUCGAUCUGGACGACGUUCACCAACGGCAAGGAUGCGGAUUGGGCGGUGAACAUCACCACUGCCUUCUCCAUCACCAACACCGUGGCCAACAUCGUCUCGGGCUUCGCCACCGACUUCCUCUGGUCCAGGUUCCGCUACCCGCGUAACAAGCUGCUGUCGCUGGUGCUGCUGUUCGACGCGGUCGUCUACAUCAUCCUCAUCGGCCUUUCCUACGGCGUCUCCGAUCCCACCGCCGCCGCUCAGGUGGUAUUUGUGAUAUGUCUGGUGAGCGUGGGCUUCUGCUUCGGCACGUUCUUGUCCGUGGUGCCCAUCAUCGUGGGCGACUUCUACGGCCACGUCAACUUCGGCCUCUACUUCGGCUACAUUCAGCUGGGCGCCACCGGCGCCACCUUCAUCAUUCCCAACGUCGCCGAAGUCAUCAAACAGCAAAUGGGCAACUACAAUGUCAUCUUCAUCUUCCUUGCCGUGUGCCUGGCGACGUCUAGCCUCGGCGUCUACUUCAAGCGGCCCACCCCCAUCGGUCGGUGGUAG